Messenger RNA from Theobroma umbraticum, 1222 nucleotides. The record is from RefSeq and is a predicted model, not a curated record. NCBI's taxonomy places the organism in Eukaryota, Viridiplantae, Streptophyta, Magnoliopsida, Malvales, Malvaceae.
UAAAAGUAAAUUUAAAUGCACCUGCUGUCAUCAACUAACCUCAUGCUGCUUCACCUGCUUCUAUUUACUUCACCUUGUCCACCCUUUAUAUUUUCCCCCCACUCUUCUGAACCAACACAACUUCCAAUCUUCAUUCUCUUUUUACUACAUCAGACAGAGAUGGAGAGGGAAAGAAGCAAGCUGGUUUCUUUGUUCAUGUGGGUUGUCGUAGCUGGGUUGCGUGUCCAGAAUUUGGUCAUUCCAGUAACGUCCACUAGCUUUGAAGAGCAGAAGAACUACUAUCCAGCUCCAGACCCUCCAUCAGGAACUCCCCCUGCAGGUUCACACGGUUCAGGAGGUAGCUAUGGCGGCACAACUCCCUCUCAUGGAACCCCAUCACAUGGAGGUGGCUACCACCCAACACCAACACCAUCAACGCCUCCAGGUGGAAAUUGUGGGACUCCACCACACGAACCAUCAACUCCAUUCAAGACCUCACACCCUCCUUCACAUGGUGGAUAUUACCACUCCCCUCCAACUUAUGGAGGUGGCAGUCCUCCGACUUAUGGAGGUGGCAGUCCUCCGACAUAUGGAGGUGGCAGUCCUCCAACACCAGUUACUGUAAGCCCACCAACUACUCCCUCUAUUGACCCUGGAACUCCAAGCAUUCCUACACCUCCAUUCUUUCCUGCUCCAACUCCACCUAUUGGAGGUACAUGCAAUUUCUGGAGGAGUCACCCAGCACUGAUAUGGGGUAUGCUUGGCUGGUGGGGCACUUUAGGUAGUGCAUUCGGCGCGACCAGCGUUCCUGGGUUUGGAACAACUAUGAGCUUGCCACAAGCACUUUCAAACACACGUACCGAUGGAUUUGGGGCGCUUUACCGGGAAGGGACAGCUUCCUUGCUGAACUCCAUGGUAAAUAACAGGUUCUCAUUCUCAACUAAGCAAGUUAGGGAGAGUUUUGUUGCAGCACUAGGCUCAAACAGCGCUGCAGCAGGUCAGGCUCAUCUCUUCAAGCUUGCCAAUGAAGGCCACCUCAAGCCCAGGGCCUAAACAAAACCUUCCGUUUGUCAGUUUCUUGAAGCAUUUUAUCCACUAGUGUGUGCUACUUAGAUUGUGUUUGUAGUAUUUUCUAAAAUCUGUGAUGCUACAGCUUUCAUUUGGAUAGAUACUGUCUCGAGAAUUAAAUGUUAAAGUUUAUGUUUUCUUAUUGUUAGAAUAAGAUUUAAGAUUUUGGUUUCAA